AUGGAUGCCAGCAACACCGUCUUCCUGAUCGACGGCAGCUCCCAGAUGUACCGUGCGUUCCACGCGAUACGGGGGCUGAGCGCGCCGGACGGCCGGCCGACGAACGCCGUCUUCGGUUUCGUCACGAUGCUGCGCAAGCUCAUCGCCGACCAUCGGCCGGCCCUGAUUGCCGCCGCCUUCGACGUCCGGGGACCGACCUUCCGGAACGAGCUCGCGGCCGACUACAAGGCGAACCGGGCGCCGAUGCCGCCCGACCUGCGCGAGCAGGUCCCGCAUGUGCACGAGGCGUGCGAGGCGCUCGGCGUGCCGGUGCUCACGUACGAGACGUUCGAGGCCGACGACGUCAUCGGGACGCUCGUCGGGCAGGCGCGCGCGGCCGGGUUCGAGGUGGCGAUCGUCACCGGCGACAAGGACUUCUUCCAGCUCGUCGGCGACGGCGUGUCCGUCUUCAACCCGCGCGACCCCGGCACGUGGUACGACGCCGGCGGCGUGCAGGCGAAGUUCGGCGUCGGGCCCGAGCAGGUGAUCGACGUCCUGGCCCUGAUGGGCGACGCCGUCGACAACGUGAAGGGCGUCCCCGGCAUCGGCGAGAAGGGCGCCCGCGAGCUGAUCGCGGCGCACGGCUCCCUCGAUGCACUGCUGGAGCACACGGCGGACGUCAAGAAGAAGAGACAACGAACGGCGCUCGAGCAGCACGCGGACGAGGCGCGCAGGAGCCGCGAGCUGGUCACCAUCCGGACGGACGUGCCGGUCCCGUUCGAGCCGGACAAGCUCCGCUACCGCGGCCCGUCACCCGACCAUUGCUUCACGCUCUUCACGGCGCUCGGCUUCCGGACCCUCGUGCCCGAGUACGCGCCGACGGCAACGACCGUCGAAAAGGACUACGGCGUGGUGCGGUCCGAAUCGGAACUCGCGGCGCUGCUCGACGCCAUCGGGCGCGCCGGGCGGGUCGGCCUCGCGUAG
Geodia barretti is the source of this 963-nucleotide messenger RNA. The record is from the annotation of a GenBank genome assembly. Lineage: Eukaryota; Metazoa; Porifera; Demospongiae; Tetractinellida; Geodiidae.